Zeugodacus cucurbitae (melon fly) is the source of this 733-nucleotide messenger RNA. Its product is annotated as macrophage mannose receptor 1-like. The record is from RefSeq and is a predicted model, not a curated record. The coding region runs from base 40 to 705 and encodes 221 amino acids. NCBI's taxonomy places the organism in Eukaryota, Metazoa, Arthropoda, Insecta, Diptera, Tephritidae. The transcript is spliced from 4 exons.
AUUUCGCCACAGAGUAACAGUUUUAAAAAAAUUACCAAAAUGUUGCAAUCAACGAAGCUGCUGCUGCUGGCAGUGAUAUUCAUGGUAAUCGGAGGUAACCAGUUGAUGGCGAAAUUCAUAGGUCCAUCAAUCAGCCAAAAUUUUAACUAUACAAGUGCAAAUGCCACAGUUGUGUUGACGAGCUCUGCCAAUCCUAUAACUACAACAGUUCGAUCGACAACCUCACCGAAGCCUAAGAUAACAACACUUCGAUCGACAACCUCACCGAAGCCUAAGAUAACAACAGUUCGAUCGACAACCUCACCGAAACCGAAGACAACAGAGGCUCCUAACGUCCAUAACCAUCCGAAAUUCUAUUUUGCACCGCUACAGUUGAAUUGGUUUGGCGCAUAUGGUUACUGCAAAGAGAGAAAUUGGAAUCUCAUCGUUCUGGACUCGGAGAAAAUCAGGCUGGAAUUUGAAAGUUAUCUUAAUAAAUACAACUUGAGACAUCAUCGCAUUUGGACAGCUGGCAAUCAAUUGGGCGAUAUGAAGACUUGGCGCUGGGGUCUGCAUGGACCAAAAGUCACAUAUAGCCAUUGGGCAAAGGGAGAACCGGAUAAUUACAAACAUCAGCAACAUUGUUUAAAAUUAUAUAAAACCAGUUUGGAAUGGGACGAUGAUUCCUGUGAGAAGGUUAUCAAUUUUGCUUGCUUAAAGCAUUGAAUUACAAAUAAAAGUAGUUGAAAUUUCA